Alternaria rosae is the source of this 687-nucleotide messenger RNA. RefSeq lists its product as uncharacterized. NCBI's taxonomy places the organism in Eukaryota, Fungi, Ascomycota, Dothideomycetes, Pleosporales, Pleosporaceae. The transcript has a single exon. The record is from RefSeq and is a predicted model, not a curated record. The coding region runs from base 1 to 687 and encodes 228 amino acids.
AUGAGUGUGACGCAGACCAAGAUCCGGAAUCUCGGGGUAGACACGGUACACAUCGAAACUCUUCGCUUCCUCCGUUGUUAUGCAACGCCUGCAGCUGUCGCGUCUAUGGUUACGGCCUGUGCGUACCUCGAGACCUUCGAGUAUACGGUCAGCGGUGUGCAGUACUGCAACUCUCACGAUCCUUACGCCGAGAACGGAGAUCUGCCGAUGGUUGAUCAGUUGAGACACAACGACCUCGUGCUGAAGAAAAUCACGGUCGGCUCCAUAGACUUUGUUCCCAAGCUUGAAUUAUUGCGCCUGAGUCCAAUGGAUAGAUUCUGGUCGCUGGAGUAUCUGGAUGUUGAGACGCGUCACUUGUUGCCCGACAAGGUGAACGGAAGGCCUCAGGAUCGGGCAGCUUAUGCAAUCGAGAUCAUAUCGAUGUGCAACUCCCUCCAGACGCUCAUUCUACGCGAUUGCAGCUGGGACAAGAUGUUGCUGGUUAUGGACUUAUUUGAGUUCGGGAAGACCGCUGGAGGGUUGUUUCCUGGCUUCACAACACUCUUCGUUAGCUACAGGAAGCCCAAGACUCAGAAGUCUUCGGUCCUCGCAGAGUUGCCAAAGCGUGUCUUGGCUUGUCAGGCUGCUGGUAUCAAUGUUAUCACCGAGGCGAAGGAAAUAGGUUGGCUGAAGAAGUCCCGCUCGUAG